Molecule: messenger RNA, 6762 nt
Organism: Henningerozyma blattae CBS 6284
Lineage: Eukaryota; Fungi; Ascomycota; Saccharomycetes; Saccharomycetales; Saccharomycetaceae
Product: beta strand repeat-containing protein
Exons: 1
Coding region: 1-6762 (2253 amino acids)
Source: RefSeq, a predicted model, not a curated record
AUGAAGAAUUGGAUUCUCUUUUUUUCGAUCCUUUUUUAUUUAUCAAUAUUACGUUCUUUUGCCCAAGCUACUUUAUUCGAUGAUUUGAAUUUAAUUCAUUUCAAUCUGUCAAAUUUAAAUAUAAAUAUUAAACAAUUACUUUCCCCCAACACUACCAAUUUGAGAAACAAGGUAGACGGAAAUAUAGACAGUUCUUCAGAUUUGUAUGAUACAAAUACAGAUACUGAGGCCGACGAUCCAGAUAAGGAGGAUGCCUAUGCCACUGGUGAAUAUAUGGCAGGUUACGAUCCUACAACUGAUACGCUUAGUGGUAGUUCAACAACUUCUUCAAGUGAAUACUCUUCAGAACAAACUUCCGAAUUUAGCUCGAAUAAACCUACUCCAACUACUAGUAGUAUAAGUAAUCUUGCUGACAUUACUUCAACCGAACUUUCUUCCCCUGCAGAUUUUACCACUGAUACAACGUCAUCUACAACGGAAAACACUACCCCAUCUACAACGGAAAACACCACUCCUUCUACAGUGGAAAACACCACUCCUUCUACAGUGGAAAACACUACCCCAUCUACAACGGAAAACACCACUCCUUCUACAGUGGAAAACACCACUCCCUCUACAGUGGAAAACACCACUCCCUCUACAGUGGAAAACACCACUCCUUCUACAGUGGAAAACACCACACCAUCUACAGUGGAAAACACCACUCCUUCUACAGUGGAAAACACCACACCUUCUACCACUAGUACCAGUACUCCUACCCCAUCUCCUACAGAAGAAACCACCGAUACCUCUACUACUAGUACUUCUCCAACGCAAAAUGACCCUACUACUAGCACGUUCUCCAGUACUGGAAUUCCCUCAACUACUGAAGACACAAAUACAUCACCUACUACUAGUGCUACUACUCAUACUCCCUCAACUACAGAUGAAAAUGUCGUCUCUUCUACUACACCAACCACACCAAGUACUGAUCCUAUAUCUACCACUGACGAUAACAUAGUACCUUCUACAUCAGAUACGGAAACUACUACUCCUUCAAGUGCAAAUACGGAUUUUACCAGCGAUACUUCCUCAUCUUCAACAACUUAUUUUAUUAGUAGUUCCUCAUCUUCAACUGUUUCUAACACAGACAAUAGUGCAACAUCUUCUUCUGAUACAAACACAGAUACAAACACAAACACGGCUACAGAUACUGUUACAACUCCAACUACCAGUUCUGAUACAACUACGGACGUAGCUACAAGCACACCUUCUGAUACAAACACAGAUACAAAUACGAAUACAGACGUUGCUACUAAUACCAAUACUAAUACAAAUACAACCCCAGAUGUUACUAGCGAUACAAAUACAGCUACAGAUAGUGCUACUAAUAUAACUCCGGAAGUUACUGGUAAUACAGACACAAACACAGCUCCUGAUACAAACACAAAUACAAAUACAGGUCUUGAUAUCACUAGUAAUACAGAUACAAAUACAACACCUAGCACAAACACGAAUACAGACGUCCCUACUAAUACAAAUACCAACACAUCUCCAGAAAUUACUAGUAAUACGGACACGAAUACUGCUCCAGGUACAAACACAAAUACGAAUACAGGUCCUGAUAUCACUAGUAAUACAGAUACAAAUACAACACCUAGCACAAACACGAAUACAGACGUCCCUACUAAUACAAAUACAACACCUAACACAAACACGAAUACAGACGUCCCUACUAAUACAAAUACCAACACAUCUCCAGAAAUUACUAGUAAUACGGACACGAAUACUGCCCCAGAUACCCAUACAAACACAAACACCGCUCCACAAGUUUCUAGUACUAGUGAUAUGCCACCGCAAGUUUCCAGUACUAAUGAUAUGCCACCGCAAGUUUCCAGUACUAGUGAUAUGCCACCACAAAUUUCUAGUAAUACUAAUAUACCACCACAAGUUUCUAGUAAUACUGACACUGCUCCACAAGUUUCUAGUACUAGUGCUAUGCCACCGCAAGUUUCUGGUACUAGUGAUAUGCCACCACAAGUUUCUAGUAAUACUGACACCGCUCCACAAGUUUCUAGUAAUACCGACACCGCUCCACAGGUUUCUAGUGAUACAAACACAGCUGCAGAUACUGCCAUUAGUACAGGACUUACUACGAAUGCUGGCUCAGAUGCUGAUAUAACUACAGGUAUAACUACAAGCUCGAAUACAGCAACCCCUAGUAAUUCUAUUACUAAUACAGAUCUUGCUGUAUCCACUAAUUCAAAUACAGCCACAAAUUCUAUUACUAAUAUAGAUACAAGUACUAACACAAAUACAAACACUGCUUCAACUGAUGGUACUAGUAUUAAUACAGACACACCUGCCUCUGCUUCUAGUACACCCGCAACAGAAAUAACUUCAAGCCAAACUACAGACAUAUAUUCAGAGCUUCAACCAAGUAGCAAUGAAGAUAUGUUCAAUACUUAUAGUUCUAUCAGCUCUAGUACACUGUAUUCUAUAACAAGUGGAGAUACAACCACAUAUAUGAUAUCAUCAACAUCAAGUUCAACUGACUUGCCAACUCUUACUCAACUCUCAUCAUUAUCAACAGGUGAUGAAACAACUGAGCAAACUAUGGGUAAACCAUCUCUAUCGACACGUGUCCCGAGUGAGGCUUCUCCAGACAAUACGCUAAGUUAUCUGACUACAUCAUCUUCAACUGCAUCUUCUUCUCCUACUUUAGAAGUUUCUACACCAAUUCAAUCAACUACUGAGGUUACUCCGUUGACUUCAUCAAUAACUUCAUCUUUAACCUCAAUAUCACAAAUACCGGAUAAAACUUCAAAUUCAUUAACCAUUGACACCACUGAGAAAAUGGAAACAGCUUCAUCAUCUAGCGCAACUACAAUUUCUUCAACUCCUAGCUUAGCUCUAACCACUGGCACAAUUUCAAGUACAUUGCCACUAUCCACAACACAAAUUUCAUCAAUCUCAAUUUCAACACCAGUUGCUAUUGAAAAGUCCUCAACUUCAAUGUCUAUAACACAAACGGAACAACUAACUACUUCCAUAGCAUCAUUAUCUUCAUCAGUUCACACAUCUUCGUUAACCUCAGCACUAGAAAUACUGCCGUCUACUGCUUCGAAUGAUACUACAUACACUGUAGAAACUCCAACAAAUAGUCCAUCCGCUUCUUCCUUAUCACCAGUAGUCUCAGUAUCUGAAUCCUCAAUUUCUUCUCAGUCUGAAUCCGAACCUACUCUUAUUUCUCAGACAAGUACUAAUACAGAUAAAAUUUCAACAGAGAGUAUACAUCUCUCUGAUUUGGUUACGAAUGACAUAUCCUCAGCUAGUAAAUCCAGCUAUACAACCUUAGCAACCAUCUCUUCAUUUUUAUCGCAGAAUCCAACAGCUUCUUCAAAACUAGAUGCAGUUAAUUCCAUUGCUACACAAUCUAAUAGCUCAUUGAUUUCACUAUCUACAUCACCUAUUGAACAGGAGCCCGUCACUUCUGCUCCAAUUAAUGCUCCCUCUGCUGAACCUAUACAAACUAUAUUACCUUCACAAUCAUCGAGCUCUUCAACUAUUAUGACAGUAAGAACUUCAACACCAUUAUUAAUUUUACCAACUUCUACAGAUUCAUAUAGUAAUAUUAUUCCAAAUUCAAAGACCUAUUUUAUUUCUUCAGUCACAUCAGUUGGACUCUUGGGGCUUUCCGAUGAUAUUAUUGACUCGUCUAAGCCAACUAUUGCUAAAAUUAGCACCACACUAAUUGCGACGAGCCCAUUACAAACGUCUCCUAGUGUCUCGGAGUCUUUAAUUACAGAUACUAAUGUUGAUAGUUCUCAGCGUACAACUUCUCAACCAUCAAAUACCCCACUUUCUUCUACAUUUUUUAUUCCUUCUCCUGAAAAACCACCGGAAGAACCAGCAAUUCAGGGCAAUAUCUCUAGCUCUUCAGAAAUAUCUACGAGUACUACUAUUUCCACAAAAAAUCAAGUAGAAAAUUUGAACACACAAAUUGCUAACAUCAAACCUUCGUCCAGCUUAGGAGGAAUACAAGAAUCAAAUAUUAUUGGUAAGCAGUCACAAACAUCAAUUAGUUCACGUGUAACUUCUAUUGAAUCGGUUAAUAUUGCCCCUAUCUCUUCUACUCUCAAUACCCCUAAACAAUCAUCUAACGCCGAUUCUUUCCCAAAUCUUAAAUCCAAUGUAGAGAUAUCCAAUACUACUAUGACUACUUUUACGCCAGAAACUACUGUUGCUUUAAAUGCAGGUCUACCUGCACAAGAAUCACCUUUUAACUCAGUUAAAUCAAUAGAGACGUCUUCGUUUGCCAACAGUCAUAGUGAUCCUACAUCAAUCAUGGAAGCGAUCUCAACAAUAACACCUGAUAAACUUCAAACAGAACCACUGAAUCCUAAUGCAAACAACUUUCAUACCACUGUUAAUAGUACAUGCAGUAGUACAAUAUCAUCACAAAGCCUAGUUUAUGGAAAUCCAGCAGCUGCUUACCCUACUAAGAUAAGCUCUAUAACAACUGGCCCAGUGUCUGCUCAUGCCAUCAAGGAAACUACAGAUAGUACACGUGCUAUAUCAGAUAAUCCUAUUGGGUAUAUUGAUACUGCUACUAUUGACGGUUCGACUUAUUCUUCAACUAUUAAAAGUACAUUUACUACAAAAUCCGUUUCAAACGGUUCAAAUUGGUUACCUAGCACCUUAGUGGUUGAAAAUAAUCCUUCAGGUUCCGCAAAUAUGCAAUUUAACCCAUCUGAAACAUUUAAAUGGCCACGUGCUAUUACACCAGAGAAUCAGAAUGAAAAACCUGCGCCUGUUGACUCUCAACUUAUUUUAGUUGCACUCGAUAGACCCUUGAAUUACCCUUUCUUGAUUGAAAACCUAGUAUCUUCUGCUCAGGUAAUGAAUUAUAUUCCUUUUAUUCUAAGCUACUCGUUAAUCGAUUUCUCCCCUGCAGCCCCAUCGUCCUAUUCUUUGUCUGGAACAGCUUAUGAUAUUUCUUCUGAAAUCAAUAGUGGUACGACAACUUUGUCACCAGUCAUUGCAACAAAUAAAAAAAGAGAUGUUAAAACAUGGCAACUGAAUAAAAUGAACAGUAUAUCCCAAAAUACUGUGUCACAUAGUUUAAUAGAUGUUUCAUUUUUAACAGCCAAUCAAAGUAAUAUUGAAAUACAAGCUUCUAGUUCUAGUAGUACCAACUCUAUUGCAUCAUUACAAUUACAAGCCACGGAUAAUAAAACUCCUUCACAGAUAUUACCUACGAAGACAAGCGGUAACGAAAUAACCAAUUCAGAAACGUCUGAUAUUACACCCACAAGUAGCUCUUUAUAUCCAUCACUAUAUCCGGGAAUUGAAGUUAAACAGAUUAUUCCGUUAUUAAUAGAAGAUAGAGAUUAUUGGGUUGCUGGUGUACAAGUUUAUGUACCAAAUAAUGUUGUUGAUCAACUGCAAGCAUAUAUCUACGAUUUGGAUUCCAUAUUAUAUCAUAAUCCUGUUUAUAUUGCUAGAGAGUUAUCCAAUUUUAUCGAUUCUUCAAUACCUAUUGUUGGCUCAGGUAAAUAUUGGACUGCCUAUGAUGGUAAUCCAAAUGAAGAAAACGAACUUAAUACUUCUAGUAAUUCUGAAGAUACAAAUGGAUCUGAUGUAGAACCUAACUCUGACGAUGCUUCACAAAACACUAACAGUCUAGUAUACCAAGAUAUGGGUACUUUAGAUACAGGAACUAUUUUGAGUAAAAAGACAACUUUAGAAACCAGCAAAGCCUGGAUCUAUAUUGUUGCCAUGAUUUUUGGAUUCAUUUCUUUGCUUUUCAGUAUUCUAUUCUCUAUGACAUUUAUGAAAUUUUCUUAUCAAUUUGAAUUUAUCACCAAAAUUAUUCGACCAACAGAAAAAAUUUGGCCAACUAAGGAUGCUUCAAUAGGAGCAAGCCAUGCAUUAAAGAAUAAAAAUAUAUUACCGAUAGUACAUACACCUAUUAUGGAAAAGGGUGAAAUAUUUCCCUCACCUAGUAUUAAUGAUUGUGAAAUUGUAUAUGACAAUAAUAACGGAUUGGCAUAUACCGUAGAUAAAGAAGGUAAUUAUUAUUAUCAUCACAAUCUAACUACUGGAAAGGAUUUUAUAACAUUCAAUACUAGCUUACAAGACUAUAGAAAAGAAGGACAUGAUGAUAUAUUUAUUGAUCAAGAUGGUAAUAUUGAGAUUGAAGAUUCUCAUGGAAUAUAUGACAUUCCUACGAGUAGUAGCAUCAGUCAUGGUAGUUCAAUCAAGAAUCUGGACAAUAUUCGAAAAUAUAAUAAUCAGUACCAAACGGAGCCACAUAAAUACCAUUCUUACUCCCAUAGGAGUAUACUUGAUUUACAAUUGACUAGUCCUGAUGCAAAUGAUCACAAUAAUCUUAGUUUAAACGAAAAAACUGAUUAUACCACCAGCAAUACUGGCUGUAAUUCAGAUAGCUAUUCCAAUUCUCAUGAAUCAGAUUAUAGCUCUGGGUCAUAUAGAGAUUUGUCAUUUAGUAUUGGUGAAUUGGAAGAAUAUUUAUACGAAGAUGUAAUGAAUCCAUUUGAAGAUGACUCUCUUGAUAUUGAAACAGAUACUUAUACCACAGAUGACUCUAUGUCAUUUGAUUAUCAAGUGUCAUCAUUUUCCAAAGAUAAUUACUCUAUUAACCAUCCAAAUUCAAACAAUAACAAUAGUAAUACUAAUAUAAUGAGCGUUGAUGACAUCGAUAUUGAUGAAUUGGAUUCUCUAGAUCAAGAGAUUUUUCGGAAGAAGAGGUUUUUCUAA